Messenger RNA from Manacus vitellinus (golden-collared manakin), 1538 nucleotides. RefSeq names its product G protein-coupled receptor 17 (gene GPR17). The record is from RefSeq and is a predicted model, not a curated record. Gene Ontology annotation, biological process: positive regulation of Rho protein signal transduction; phospholipase C-activating G protein-coupled receptor signaling pathway. NCBI's taxonomy places the organism in Eukaryota, Metazoa, Chordata, Aves, Passeriformes, Pipridae. The coding region runs from base 1 to 1032 and encodes 343 amino acids. Gene Ontology annotation, molecular function: G protein-coupled receptor activity. Gene Ontology annotation, cellular component: membrane. The transcript has a single exon.
AUGAACGGCCCAGCAGAUUCAAGCCCACUCUUCAAUUGCUCAAAUCAAUCACAUUUUGCUCUGGAAAGGUCAGAGCAAUGUGGCAAAGAGACACACAUGGAGAACAUCCUUUUUGCCACUUUCUACUUCCUGGACUUCAUCCUGGCUUUUGCUGGCAAUGCCCUGGCUCUUUGGCUCUUCAUUCGGGACCAAAAGUCAGGCACACCCGCCAACAUCUUCCUGAUGCAUCUUGCUGUGGCCGACCUGUCCUUUGUGCUGGUACUUCCCACCCGGCUGGUCUACCAUUUUUCUGGUAACCACUGGCCAUUUGGGGAGAUCCCUUGCAGACUCACCGGCUUCCUUUUUUACCUCAACAUGUAUGCCAGCAUCUACUUCCUCAUGUGCAUCAGCAUUGACCGUUUCCUGGCCAUUGUGCACCCCGUGAAGUCCAUCAAGCUCCGCAGGUCCCGGUAUGCCCAUGUGGCAUGUGCCUUUCUGUGGGUCAUUGUUGGGGUGGCAAUGGCACCUCUGCUGCUCAGUGUGCAGACAGUCCAGAUGGAAAACACAACCGUCUGCCUGCAGCUCUACAGAGAAAAGGCCUCACGUCAUGCCCUCGUGUCCUUGGCGGUGGCAUUCACCUUCCCCUUUGUCACCACAGUGACCUGCUACUUACUCAUCAUCCGAAGCCUGAGGAGUGGGAACAGAGUUGAGAAACACCUGAAGGAAAAAGCUGUCAAAAUGAUCAUCAUGGUCCUGAUGAUCUUUCUGAUUUGCUUUGUACCUUAUCACGUCAACCGCUACAUUUACAUUCUCCACUACAACGGCACCAAAGCCUCCUGUGAGACCCAGCGCACCCUGGCCCUCAGCAACCGCGUCACCUCCUGCCUCACCAGCCUCAACGGGGCCCUCGACCCAGUCAUGUAUUUUUUCGUAGCCGAGAAAUUCCGCGAGGCUUUGUGCAACCUGUUCUGUAUCAAAAAGACCGUCAUGCUGCCUCAAACGUACGAGGGUAAGACAAAUGAAAGCUCACUAAGCGCUAAAUCUGAACUGUGAACGUGACUCCUGUCACUGCUUUGACUUAAGGGCGCUCACUUCCACCAAAAGCAGCAGAGAGCACAAAUAGCUGGUGGGACAGUCCACACAGAGUCAAACUCAGCCCGAGAAGGGAAGUUCUGUUGGUUUUGUGGGACUGCAAUUAGCAAGAACUCCCCUGACAACAGAGAUCACAUCUGCUUGUCUUACUGAAACUGCAAACAGAAGGACACUUCUACUGAUUUCCAAGAUGUGAAACUGAGGGUUGAGCACUUAGGAACAGGGAAAGGGGCAAAGAGGAAAAUGGACCUUUUUUUUUUUUUAAAGAACUUAAUCCCAAAGCACUCAGUAACGACUCUUCUUCUGCACAAUGCAUACAGCCUUCUCUAAAAUUUCAUAUUGUGCCAGCACUAGAGAUCCACUCCUGAGACAGACCUGCCUGAUGAGAAAACAACACCCUAGCACAUCUUGCCCAAGUCUCCAAAUUCAAAGCAUUUAUACAUAGUAGAGAGAAAAUUGGUACUAAA